Messenger RNA from Bombina bombina (fire-bellied toad), 6742 nucleotides. RefSeq names its product integrin subunit alpha V (gene ITGAV). Gene Ontology annotation, molecular function: integrin binding. Lineage: Eukaryota; Metazoa; Chordata; Amphibia; Anura; Bombinatoridae. Gene Ontology annotation, biological process: cell-matrix adhesion; cell adhesion mediated by integrin; integrin-mediated signaling pathway. The record is from RefSeq and is a predicted model, not a curated record. Bases 403 to 3489 code for a protein of 1028 amino acids. The transcript has 30 exons. Gene Ontology annotation, cellular component: external side of plasma membrane; integrin complex.
GCUGGGGGACCUGGGGCACAUCCAGAACAAUGCGUCGUUGAUGUUGCUGGCAGCUAAGAGUUAAGGCAGUCUCCCCACCUCCAUUGCUGCUCCUCCCUUGUAAUAAAAUAGAGAGAAGGAAAGUACCAGAGAUUUACGGAAGUUUGCCCAGUCAGUCACCAAUCUCACCCAUAAGUGUACAAAGGGCCUAUAACUAUUACAUUAGUUAGGCUUGCGGUAAAAAAGUACUACUGAAUACAUUAGUCACAGUUUAUAAGAACCGGUGCUAGUCAUUUGGGUCAAAAGGGGUCGCUAUUUCUUUACGUAGUGGGCGAUUCUAUGGAGUGAGCAGCUCAGUUUCAGCCACUGUCCCCGAGAGAGAGGAGUUAUAUAAACAGCUUACGGUGUAGGAUUUAGGGUGCAAUGGCCGCUGCGGUUCUAUGUCUGUGCUUUGCCCUCGUUGGAUUAUCUUGCUGUUUUAAUUUAGACACUGACAACCCAUCGGUACAAUCUGGUGCUGAAGGCAGCUACUUCGGCUUUUCUAUUGAUUUCUUUACCCCAGAUCCCUCAUCGUCAUAUUUGUUGAUUGGUGCACCCAAAGCAAAUACCUCCCAAAAAGGGAUUGUCCAUGGAGGUGAAGUGGUCAAAUGCGACUGGAAAGGUUCUGGAUGCCAGGCUCUUACUUUUGACACCAGUGGAAACCGUGAUUUUGCUGAAAACGAUCCCAUAGAAUUUAAGUCUAAUCAGUGGUUUGGAGCAUCUGUAAGAGCUAAGCAGAAUAAAAUUCUGGCAUGUGCUCCUUUAUAUCACUGGAGAACUGAAAAAAAACAAGAAAAAGAGCCGGUUGGAACAUGUUAUUUACAGGAUGGAUCUACCAUUGUCGAAUAUGCUCCAUGUAGAUCUAAUUCAAAAAUUGAUGCCGAAGGGCAAGGAUUCUGUCAAGGAGGAUUUAGUAUUGACUUUACGAAGGCAGACAGAGUUCUUCUUGGUGGGCCUGGCAGUUUUUAUUGGCAAGGUCAACUCAUUUCAGACAGUGUAACAGAGAUUAUUGAUAAAUAUGAUCCAACAAAAUUUAGCAUCACUUAUGACAACCAGCUAGCAACUCGCCCUGCUAAUGCUUUAUAUGAUGAUAGCUACUUGGGAUAUUCAGUGGCAGUAGGGGAUUUUAAUGGAGACGGGAUUGAAGAUUUUGUCUCUGGCGUGCCAAGAGCUGCAAAAACAAUAGGCAUGGUGUCUAUUUAUGAUGGUGGUAAUAUGGCAUCAUUGCACAAUUUUACUGGAGACCAGAUGGCUGCCUACUUUGGAUAUUCUGUGGCUACAACUGAUAUCAAUGGAGAUGGAUUAGUGGAUUUGUUUAUUGGAGCACCUCUGUUUAUGGAGCGUGGAUCAGACGGCAAGCUUCAGGAAGUGGGACAGGUGUACGUUUAUCUGCAGCAAAGCACACAUGUACUUCAGCAUUUGCUCAAAAUAAACGGAUUUGAGGUCUUUGCAAGAUUUGGCAGUUCUAUUGCACCUCUUGGAGAUGUGGAUCAAGAUGGCUUUAAUGACAUUGCUAUAGCUGCCCCAUAUGGUGGAGAACACAAGAGAGGUCUUGUUUACAUUUACAAUGGAAGACCGACAGGUGUGAGCUCGGUACCAUCUCAGGUCAUUGAAGGACAGUGGGCCUCAAAAACUAUGCCCCCAAGCUUUGGCUACUCAUUAAAAGGGGCUACAGAUGUUGAUCAGAAUGGAUACCCAGAUUUACUUGUCGGUGCAUUCGGAGCAGAUAAAGCUAUAUUGUACAGGGCCCGCCCAGUUGUCAGCGUAAAUGCUGUUCUAGAAGUAACACCAACUAUUCUAAAUCCAGACAGUAAAGAAUGUACACUGCCAAGUGGAAAUAAAGUCUCCUGCUUUGAUGUGAAGUUCUGUCUGAAGGCUCAAGGCAAAGGAACAUUACCAAACAAUUUCAAAUUCAGUGUAGAGCUUUUACUGGAUAAACUUAAGCAGAAAGGUGCAGUUAGGAGAGCGUUGUUUCUUCACAACAGACAAUCCAGCCACUCUAAAAACAUGACAAUAACAAAUGGAGGAGGCAUGCGCUGUGAAGAACUCAAGGCAUUUUUACGGGAAGAUUCAGAGUUUAGGGACAAGCUUACACCAAUUUCGAUUUUUAUGGAAUACCAAAUGGAUUAUAAAUCUGCUGUUGAUAAAUCUGGGCUUUUGCCUAUCCUGAACCAGGUUACUCCAGCUGCUCUAACUAAACAGGCUCAUAUUUUGCUGGAUUGUGGUGAAGACAAUAUAUGUAAGCCAAACUUAUUGUUGUCAGUGGAAAGUGAACAAAAGCAGAUUUAUAUAGGCGAUGAUAGUCCACUGACACUAUUAGUCAAUGCGCAGAAUCAAGGUGAAGGUGCAUAUGAAGCAGAACUCUUUGUCCAAAUUCCACCACAGGCAGACUUCAUUGGUGUUGUUCGAAACAAUGAGGCAUUAUCAAGAUUAUCCUGUGCAUUUAAGACUGAGGACCAAUUACGGCUUGUAGUAUGUGAUCUGGGUAAUCCAAUGAAGCCUUUGACUAAGAUCACAGCUGCCUUACGUUUUAGUGUACAUCAAUUGACUGAGAUGGACAACUCAGUAAAGUUCAGCUUGCAAAUUCGGAGCUCUAAUCAGUAUGAUAAUUCAAGCAAUGUAGAAAAUAUAGAGAUUGAUCUUGCAGUAUUAGCAGCAGUUGAAAUUAGAGGCGUUUCAACGCCUAAUGAGGUAUUCUUGCCUAUUGCAAACUGGGAACCAAUUGAGAAUCCAUUAACAGAAGAUGAUAUUGGACCAUUAGUUCAGCACAUUUAUGAGCUUCGAAAUAAUGGUCCAAGUGGAUUCAGUAAAGCUAUACUUAAUCUCCGGUGGCCUUACAAGUUCAACAAUAACACCUUGUUGUACAUUGUUAAAUAUGAAACUGAUGGUCCUAUGAAUUGCUCCUCAGAUAUGGAAAUCAACUCCUUAAAUGUUAAGGUUUCUGCUGAGAAAAAUGAAACCCUGUUUGCUAUUAAUCGGGAACGCAAUCGACGUGAUCUAUCAGAACUGGAAGGAGAGAUGCAGACUCUUGGUUGUGGAACUGCAGAUUGUCUUAAUAUUACUUGUCACAUUGGACAACUGGAAAAAGGAAAAAGUGCCAUCUUAUAUAUUAGAUCAAGACUCUGGACUCGCACAUUCAUGAAUGCAGAAAAUCAAAAUCAUUCAUACUCCCUGAAAUCAUCCGCUUUCUUCCAUGUUAUAGAAUUUCCGUAUAAAAACUUACCAAUUGCUGAUAUAACUAAUUCUACAGUGGUCACAACAAAUGUUUUAUGGGUUAAUCAGUCAACCAAUUUGCCAGUGCCAGUGUGGGUGAUUGUCUUAGCUGUGUUAUCGGGUUUGCUGCUUUUAUCACUCAUGGUUUUGAUCAUGUACAAGUGUGGUUUCUUCAAACGUGUUCGACCUCCACAAGAAGAGACUGAAAGAGAACAGCUACAGCCGCAAGAAAAUGGAGAAGGAAUUACAGAUGCUUGAACCAAAUAGAUUAAAAUAUUUUGUUUGUGUAACAUGUAUUGCUGUAGGUGUACGACCGUUAUGACUUGUACCAUGUUGCUUCAAUACAUUGUACCACUAAAUGCUUUCAUUUUCUGAAAGUGGCAGUUUGACAUGCUUUAAGGUUGACUGCAUCAUAUUUUCUCCUUUUUGUCUUUACAAUUUUGCUUGAGUGCUGCACAGGUAUCUCACUAGAAGUUACAGUAAUUUUACUGACAUACAUUUGAAGGGACAGUAAACACCUGUUAUAAAUACAAUAUAUUUUUGAAGUCUUACAAUAAAUAAUGGAUGAUUUUUUUAAAUUAUUUGUUACAGCAUUAAUGCCAUGUUUGCUGCAAUUGUUUUUCAAUAGUCAAACCUCUACCAACCAUUUGGUAGGAGCCAAUCCGGACUUCUUACAUUAGUAGACAAUGGUAGCCAUGUUAUUGUGUUAACAAAAUAGCCAUUGUUUUGUUGUUGCUUAUCAAAUUAUCCCCAUUGUGGAAAAGGGGGCAAAGUAAAUAAAGUAUAUUCCCAAGUUUUCUUUAAUGUAUAUAAUAUAACUGUUUAUAUUACAAUGUCAAAGUGUUUACUGUUCCUUUAAGAUUAAGGUGGGCGUUCUUUUGCAGCAGGGAAGUGUAUAUUUCUGAUUCUGAGCAUCCUGCAUAUGAUUUGGAAAGUGUACUGUAGCAUUUGAAAAUUAUUUUGAUACUUGGAUAUUGACAUUGCCAUGUAUUUCCCCUUGACUAGUUUUAAGAAGUGUCUGUCUUUAACAUUCUAGGAAUAUACUAAAGGCUUUUUAUACUUUAAACCCUGAUCAGAACACAAACUAUGUAAGGAUAUGUAAUGGACGAAUUUAUUUUAGUAUAUAAAGUAUGAAAAUAUAUUUUUCAGAAUAGCUGUUCUAUUGUUGCUCAGAGAACAGCCAUUAUUUUUAUACUGUUUGGAAUAAUUUAUAUACUUGAAUCAUAAAAUAAAUUGUUUAAAAAUUGAGAAAAUUCAUUUUAUGUAUCCAAACACCUACACUUUUUGUUCCAGUUAACUUUACAAUUUAAAUUGAAUUGGUGUAUCAUACAAAUGCCAAUCUGAGUUUUACUUAAUUUGUAAACAUAAGAACAAAUGAAAAUACUCCAUGUUAGAACAAAGUUUUGUAUGGACAAGUGCACUAUAGAGAUUUUAAAUUGCAAAUUUGUAGCAUAUAUAUUUAUAUAGUGAAAAAAUGCAUAAUACUUUGCUUUUGUUUUAUCUUUAUAAGAUGGAUAAGUUGUAGCUUUUCAUAGUAUCAAAUAGAUCACAACACUAAAGAUGGGUCAAUACCAUAAUGUUUCAAUAUUCUACCCUGAUGUGUAUUUUUUAACUUUGAUACUCAAUACUCAAUUAGAGCAUUACAUUUCCUAUAUAGUCUUCAUGCAUUUUAAAAUAUUUUGUGUGAAUAUUUUUAACAUUUAUUCUACCACACAACCUUAAGAACUAAAUGUCAUUUUUUAAUAUAUGAUACAUUUUGAUACUUCCUAAAUAUUGAGGUAUCAAAUGUACAAAGGACCCAUCUCUACAAAAAAAAAAAAAAAAAAACGAUAAAUUUAAAGGAGAUUUUUUUUCCCAAGCACUUUUGUAGCAAUAAUUACAUUCCAAGGUUCAGUUUCGGAAUGUAUUUAGCAAAAUCUAAAUGCUUAUCUAUAGCACUAAUGUUUACGUUUCUUACUGUCAGUCUAGCUUGUACUAAUAAAGGCUAUAUAAAACUUGUAUCUAUUUCUUUACAUGCUAUGAAAUUUCUUAUAUAUUUCAUACAUUGAUUUUCAGAAAUGGUUUACAAUUAGCUGCUGUUCUAUUACAAAAUUAAACACUGCCUAAAUGUAUUAAAUAUCACUGCCAUUCCCUUUUUAUUUCCUAAUUGUGUAAAGGUCAUAGAAAUACAUAACUGUAGAAUGUAAGAAUAUUGAUGUAUUCUUUCUCCUUGUAACUUUUUGUUCAUACCUGGUGUGGUAGCUGAGUGCACAGUGACAGAUAGGCAAACAGCCUGUGGCACAACCAGCUCUGUUUACUGGACAAUAGAAAUGGCAUUUUAAUGAAUACAGAUACUGCCUCCGGUCUACCAAAAUUAUGCAGUCUACAAUGUGUUCUUGUGUGAGAUAGACUGUAUAACAAUACGUUGUAGUAUAGCGAUAAUAAGUAAAAUGGCUAAAAUAGUUUAAAUUUGAUGCUUGGUUCAUAUUAUCAUUAAAGAAAAAAUGGAUCUAUGUAACCAAGAACCUCACCUAAUUUAACUAUAUAAAUUCCUUCACAAUUUUUUCUUCUUCACAAUUUGUUGAUAUUUUUCACCAAUUACCAAGUAUUUUCAUUAAUGGGUUAAUAGCCAAUUAAAUGUUUGCAAUUUGUUUUUUUUAUAGGUCUACUACUGGUAAAUAUUUUAGAUACUGUUUUACAACAGAUUGUAAAAAUAUAUUUGUAGAACCAAGUGAAAAUUUUUAUUUGCAUUGUAAUUUGGAGUACCAUAUUUAAACACAUCUUUGUUUAAGGAAACAAUUUAGAUAAAUGCGUCUUCUAUAGUUAAAUGUGCUAUUUAUAUACAGAAUAAGCAUUUAAUUCAACAGUGAAACAUGGGAAAUAGUGCAAGUAUUUCUGGUACCUUUGUUACAUUUCCCCCCUAACAAUGUCUUUCUAUUUACCAAUUGCCACCUGUGUAUCUAUCAUCAGGUAAAGACGGAAGGCAAAUUGUCCUUUAAAAUGAAAUAAAAAUAAAUUAGAUUUUUAUUUUAGUUUUUGACAUACACAAUAACACAAAACAAAACUAUUUUUUUUGUUUUUAAUAACACAUUGUUUAGGAUUUCCCCCUGUACCCUUUCUCUUUGGGUGAUGUAACAAAAGAAAUGGAAGAUAUUAAUUGUGAAAUUGUCAGAUAAACCUUAUAGUCAUUCCUGAAGAGCUGUGAUUGGAUCUUUAUUUCAAAUUGAUAUAUUAUUGGUAGAGGAAUUCUGGCAAUAUUAAUGCUUAAUUCUUUCAUAGCGUUGACCACCUUUUUGUUUUGUUGUUCAAAUUAGAAUAAAAUGGCUUUUGAAAAGAUUAAUCAUGUGACCUGUUUGUGUACUUUUAAAGUUAAAUCUUUUUUUUAUAUUAGUGUAUCUAAACUCAGUCUGAUAACAAAUCAUUUAGGGGGUUAAUCUGUUCUACUACUAAGAUUUUAAAAACAAAAAAUAAAUUAAUGUAUGUUACGUAUUUUUGUAUUGAUGUUUUGUCAAUAAAAUGUAUUAAAAACUUA